This is a messenger RNA of Anopheles marshallii, 849 nucleotides long. RefSeq lists its product as uncharacterized. Bases 1 to 849 code for a protein of 282 amino acids. The transcript has 2 exons. Gene Ontology annotation, cellular component: mitochondrion. NCBI's taxonomy places the organism in Eukaryota, Metazoa, Arthropoda, Insecta, Diptera, Culicidae. The record is from RefSeq and is a predicted model, not a curated record.
AUGGCCGCAUUAGCGUUAGGUAUGGUUCGUUUGACGUCAUUAGGCCAAUCCGCUUCCGUCAAGCUGCUUUCGGUGGCACCGAGACUGUACACAUCCGGCAAUGGAUUCAACCGAUACGUACACAGCACACUAUCGGCAGCAUGUCUGUACAGCAGAGGUCGGUACGCUACAAUAAGCCAACCCGUCCCAACAUGGUACACCAGUGUGCCAGUACGGUGCUUCACACGGGGUGACGCUUUGCGAUGGCAGCAAAAACCCACGAACGAACAGCAGCAGGAAAGCGACGAAUCUACGCCAACGUCCACACCCGUACCGGAGAAACUUGGCCUCUUUGCUCGGUUCAAGAAAAUGUACAAGGAGUACUGGUACGUGUUGGUGCCCGUCCACUGUCUCACAUCGGUUGUAUGGUUCGGUGGCUUCUAUUACGCCUCGACCAGUGGUGUCGAUGUGAUUGCAAUCCUUGAAUCGCUCGGUGUGUCCGAGACGCUGAUUAACCCGGUGCGGGAUUCCAGCCUGGGCCAUAUAGCUAUUGCGUACCUGCUGUAUAAAAUAGCAACUCCUGCUCGAUACACGGUCACCCUGGGCGGCACAACGAUUUCCAUCAAGUAUCUGGAACAGUGGGGCUACAUCAAACCGAUGCCUUCCAAGGCGCGGCUGGUGCAGAUGUACAAGGACAAGAAGGAAAACAUCCAGGAGAAGAUAGCGGAAAAGAAGCAAGACUUCAAGGACCGCACACAGCAGCUGACGGAAAAGAAGAACAACCUGAUGAGUGAUCUUAACAUCAAGGAUAAGGACGGCAAGGGAACCGCAACGACGGCGACGACCAGCAGCGUAAGCGACAACAAAUAG